Cadophora gregata is the source of this 2289-nucleotide messenger RNA. RefSeq lists its product as uncharacterized. The transcript is spliced from 4 exons. Bases 1 to 2289 code for a protein of 762 amino acids. The record is from RefSeq and is a predicted model, not a curated record. Gene Ontology annotation, molecular function: protein binding. Lineage: Eukaryota; Fungi; Ascomycota; Leotiomycetes; Helotiales; Ploettnerulaceae.
AUGAUGUCCAAACCCAAUGCCCAAUAUGACUGGAAUACAUACAUGCCCAAGAUGGUGGAGUUGUAUGAGACCGGAAUGUCAAUACCGAAUAUUCGCGCCCAGAUAUUAGAUCCUGCAAAUGGAUUCAAGCCAUCCCUGAGCAGCCUGUAUUCGAAGUUCAGGGACGAAGGGUUCCCUACAAAGUAUACGCGAGCUUCCCGUCUUCAGCCAGCCAAAACCUCCAUGGGGACUGCCACAGUUGCAGGCAACGAAUACAGCAGAACUCUUCAGGUCCCUACACUAUGUUCAACAACGAACGUCCAGGGCGCCCUGGACUUCCAGAACACCUAUACUCAUAAAGGGAUAGACAUCACGUCGCGUUAUCAUCCUGGCUUUGGAGAUGUCCAAAAUCAGGUCCCGCUAAAUGAAUCGAGUGUGAGCCACGGAAUGGACGGAAUGGGAGUAAACACUUGGGAUAAUGGUGUUCGAGACUCUGGGCCGGUUGCAACAAACUAUUUUCACGUGCCUUGGUCGGAUACGACGCUGGAGGAUGUGUUUGGGGCACCAGAAGUAAACCCCGAUCCCUGGGUAGCACAGGCACCGUACUCGACGUUGAAUGUCCCUCGUUCAAACCCUGGAUCGGUAGCUCUGUCAGAGGCGGAUACAAGCCGAUGGUCGAUGGAUAGUGAUUUGGAUAUUGGAGACAAACUUGGUCCUUCUUCCAAGAACAACGACUACCUGUCCCAAAUGCCAACGACGAACCAGAAACGGCAGCACCCACUCGACAAUACCUCCCUACCAGAUCGAUCCUCCAAGCGAAACUCAAGUCCCGUCACUGAAUCCUCCACCUCUCGUCCUGUGUCAUGGACCAAGCGAGGCUUCAACCGCUCUGUGUCUCCUGACAAUCGACUCUCGGGUUCUCCAAGAGAUUCGGGCUAUGCGAGUGGCAGGAGCUCGCUCUUGGUUCCCAUCGCUGAAGACACACCCCCACACCCAGACUCUUUGAAGGAAUUUGAUGGUAUGCAUCGCGUGCCAUGUCACGAUCUUCAUGAGCCUCAACCGCCAUCGAGUACUAGUUCCAAGAACUUUGCUACAUGUGGUCACUGUUUGUUCUCUGGCAUUCACAGUCUCAGUUGGGCUUCCCGGAACAUGACCGCACAUGAGUUCAGAGAGGAAAUCAGAAGUGAUCAUGUUGAUUCCUCUGCCGUGGACGCUGCUGGAAACACAGCGCUUCACUAUGCUGCUGCUGGAGGUGCAAGUUACGAGCAUUUGUCAGCACUCAUUGAUAUUGGUGUCGACCCAUAUCGUAUCAACACUCUCGGGCAACUUUUUCUUCACUAUAUUGUGCCCAGCCAAGAGUUACACGUCUCACUCUUUAGCCUCGAAAUGGUCAAUUUCUUGAACUCGUUAGGGUCAAAGGGAGCGGUUACUGCUCUUCGAUGGCGAGAUAACGAGGGGAAGACGGUUCUGGAUGCUAUUGCAGCCCAGAUGAAAGACCGUGAAGGAACUACGCAGAUCUUUCAACCCGUGAAGGACGCAUUCUUUCCGUUAGAGAAGCCGCUGCAGAUCGGAACGCACCUUCAAAGCCAGAGACCACACUGGCAACAGUCGAAGUCUGGACGUGAUCAGGACAUUGCUACCUUGAAUGAUUUUACCAUGCACCAGACUCGACAAGAUCAAGCGUACAAGAUUCUUGGAAGGGCUUCCAUUGAGCCGUCUUAUGUUGACCCAGACACCGGUGAUAACAUCCUUCACGCACUUUCUCGCCUUCGCCUCCCCGAGAGUGGGUCCCUUCUGGAGAAGAUUCGUGAUUUCGUAUCGAAAGAUAUUGACCUGAAUGUGCAUAACAAGGAGAGAGACUCUCCUCUAACAGCAUUCAUUCGGGAACGACCGUUCCUCGGGGUAGAGAGUGACGAGACUGGAGCAACCAUGUCGAAAUAUCUCGAUGCGCUACUCUGGAAAGAUACACGACGUCGUGUUCCUAACAAGAUCAACGUGAACAUGAAGAACCGAGAAGGUGCAACUGCGCUCUACUACGCAGCAGUUAGAGCUCGCCCAGAUUCUGUUCGAAGUCUGAUUGAGGCUGGUGCAAAUGUUAAUGCGAGAAUCACUGUGGAUGGGCAGUUAAUUAGUGUUCUCCAGGCAACGCUGAACGUCAAAACGAAAGCCGUAUAUGCCAAGAACGAACUCAAGAUUCACCUGUUUGACAACGUGAUUUCUUACCUUGAGCAUGACGGAGCUGUGACCGAUCCAACGGUUAUGCUUGAGCGAGGACUUUGUGAAAACUCUAUUACGAUAAUGCCAAAGUAA